Messenger RNA from Staurois parvus, 771 nucleotides. NCBI's taxonomy places the organism in Eukaryota, Metazoa, Chordata, Amphibia, Anura, Ranidae. The record is from the annotation of a GenBank genome assembly.
AGGUCCAGGAUGCCGCAACUCCCACUGAUGAUGCCCCCGGAGCGCCCCAGUGGGCCCCUCUUCAGUCUGAAGUUCACCACGUUUGCUGUGAGCACCGUCUGCCUUCCGCUCCUCGGCUUCCUGUUCUGUGUGAUCUGGUCAUUACUGUUCAACUUCACCGAGACCACGGCGACGCACUGCGGGGUUCCCAACUACCUGCCAUCCAUAAGUGCAGCGAUUGGUGGAGUCACCCCACAGCGGUAUGUCUGGAGGUUCUGUAUCGGGCUGCACUCUGCACCCCGUUUUCUGGUGGCCGUGGCAUAUCUGAACUAUUAUGUGGGCUCCGGAGUGUCAUAUUUGGCCUGUCACCUCAACUUCCUGCUCAAUGUGGUGGAGAUCCUUUGCCUUCUCUUGCUGACCUACGUAUCAUCCAAUGAGAACCAUGGGAUCCAUCAGUUGGCGUUUUCAUUCUUCAUGUUCUUUUCUCUCAGUCACAUGAUCACAACACUUCUAAUAUGGAAGAGGACCAGGAGAUUUUCUGUAAGUUCUGAGGAGCGAAGGUCCUACACCUACAAGAAGCAUCUCUUCUUCUUCAACAUUGUGGCGUUCUUCAUCUCUCUCGUGGUUUAUAUCCGCCACAACGUGUACUGUGAGCCCGGAGCGUACACCAUCUUCGCCCUCCUGGAGUACCUGGUUGUCCUCUCCAAUAUGGGCUUCCACAUGACGGCCUGGUGGGACUUCGGCAGUAAAGAGCUUCUCAUUGGCUCACCGGAGGAAGACAAGCGAAUCUGA